AAACAUUAGCCAUAGGACUGGAGGAGGUACGUUGCCAUCAGCGAGCUCCUUGUUUCUCAAUCACCAGGAUCUGGUUUCACACACCUGGCGUCUGUGCAUCCAAACAGUGUGCGCUGUUUGGCUCUACACCGUUUCUGUGAGUGCUGCUGUUGUUUUUACGAGGCAGUUUUUAUUCUGAAGGACACGAGAAUGGAUCUUAAAAAGUGGAAAUCAGGAAUUAGAUGAUAGAGGCUUGAAGGGAUGCCUGUGUCAUGGGCACAGAGCGCGAGGCGAACGAGAAGACAAGCAGGGAUUAUGAUGAUGCAUCUCAACCAGACGCUGCCAGUGUAAGUAUAAUAUAUCCUUUAAUGUAGUUAUUUUUCUAAAAGCACUAUUUUAAAUCCUUUUCUCACAUUUUAAUUUGCAAUAUAGCUGUUUUUCCAGAUUAAACCCUGGAGAUUUGAGUGGACAUCAAAGCCUUUAACACAUCUAUUGUCAUGUUGCUUGAUUGAAUGUGUAAAAUAAAUUAAACUUUUUUUUUCUUUUUCCCGUGGGAAUCUAUAUCCUGCUAACCUGUGAUGGAUUAAGUGCCGCUUGCACAGUAUGGGAUGACACUGAAUGAAUAAUAUAUGUGCAUUGGGUAACUCAAUGAGAGCCGAGCGCUGCAUCUGAAGUUGCUGUCAGGCGUUCUUCACAGGCUAAAGUGACCAGUAAUGAAGCGCCGUCACCAGUAGACACAUUGUUGGCAGAUCAACAGCUAAAUGUGAUGGUUUUGUUGUAACUUUAUGAUGUUUUCCAGUGCAUGAUGUGACUUUUUACUAGUUAAACACUUGCACAUCCAUGUCUCUGUGCAUUCUGGAUUGAUUAGCAUAUUGUUCAGCCUACUGUAAUCUAAACUAGCUGACCUGGAUAAGGUACAGUGAUAGGAGAAGAAUGGCAGAAGCAAGGUUAUGCCCUAUCGAUGUUUCUCCAGUAAUUUAACCUACUUAUGGUCCUCAAAGAGGGCUCUCUUGUUCCCUUUUGUCCUGAGGCCUCUAACAAACUCGGUGAGGGAUCUACAUUAUCAAGAGAUAUCAUGUCAGCAUCAUUAACCACAUCUCUAUUAGAAUCCACACAGAUUGAAGUGACAACUCCAAAGGGCAAAGUCAAAUGUACUGCUACCAUGAUGGGCACUUAGAUUGUGAAUGUGUCCCCCUCUUCUCCCUGGCUGCAGAUUGCAGAUGUGUCUGUGGAGUUGGCCACGGUUGACUACACUCUGCGGAAACUCUGCAGGAUGUACAGGAAGACCAGACGGAAGCCCAAGGGACUCCAGAGGCUGUUGGCCUAUCUGCUGAACAUCCCGCAUCUCGCCAUCAUCAUCACAGCGGUGGUGUUUGUGGUGGUGGUCAUCAUGUGGUCGCUGCUGUGGGUCUUCAUAUUUCGCAGGGAAAGCAACAGUGGAGCGUAUUUUGCCGGGAUGUUUCGCGUUGCCAACGUGGAGUUUAUCCCCGAGUACCGCCAGGCAGAGUCCCAUGAGUUUGUAUCCAUGGCAAACAAAAUACAACACGUGGUGAGCAAUGUGUACUUGGUGUCCCCAGUGGCCAGUCUCUACAAGCAAGCUGUCAUUUCAGACCUCAGUAACAACAACAAGGGCGGCGUGCUGGUUCAUUUCUGGAUGGUGUUUGUGGUCCCUCGACUGAAGAGCCCAGCAGUGUGUGAGGAGUGUGUGGGAGCCAUUUUCAGAGACUCAGUCCACACCAGUAUGAAGAACCGGUCCUCUGUGGGCUACCUGCUGGAUCUCCCUGUGGAUAUAGACUCCAUCCUCAUCAACACUGUUCAACGAUCAGAGUAUUCAUCAAAUGGAGCAAGCUCACUGUGUGUAGAUAAGCUGUAUGCCAACCUUCCUGGGGCGAGCGUACCUUUGAACGUGUUCUCGUCAUGGGGUGGCGUGAAUUGCCAUGUAAAACUCACCGCCGUCCCCGGCUCUCUGAUCCGUCUGACCGUCACAUCGUUCCUCAUUGAGCCCAGUGACUGUGUGAGUGAUGCCCUGACCGUGUACGACGCUCUGCUGCCCAUGAGAGGGCGCAUUCUGCACAGGCUGUGUGAGCCAGUGUCCAGCUCCUUCUCCCUGGUGUCUACUUCCAACGUCAUGCUGCUGUCCUUCAGAAUGACCAGUGGCACCAAGAGCUUCAGAGGACACUUUGAGGCCGUUGCUGAAAAAAAGUGUAUGUCUCAAAUUGAGACCCACUUACAGCCCCACAUCACUGGUCAAAUCUACAGCCCCUUCCACCCCAGCCUUCUGCCUCCACAGUGCUUCUGCACCUGGAAGUUUGAGACCCCUAACAGUGCUUUAGGAGUAGCUCUGCGCUUUCAGAACUAUGUGCUGAAACGAAAGGGCAUGAUGAAGGGCUGUGAACACGGCUGGUGGAGAGUCAAUGAAAUCAUUUUCUGUGGCAGCUACGUGGGACACCACACGGUGUUUCGGAUCGCCGACCACAGCCCAGAGGUGGAGUUUCGCUGCAGCUCACGUAACUCUGUUCAGCCCUUUCAGGCGUCUUACAGCAGCUACAAUAUCAGCCAGCCCUGUCCAGAGAGCCACUUCCUGUGCGCCACAGGACUGUGUGUGGAGAAGAGUCGACGCUGUGACGGCCUAGACGACUGCCAGGAUGAGAGUGACGAGGUCUUCUGCUCGAGGCCGACAAAGAACUGUGGUGGCAACAGUCCUCUGCAUCCUUUGUUUGUAUGUAACGGAGAGACGGACUGCACCAAUGGAAUAGAUGAGAUCAACUGCACUCAGGAAACAACCUGCUCUGCAAUCAGGUAUCAAUGCGACAGUGGCUCCUGCUUCCUGAAGAAGAACGCAAAGUGCGACGGCGUUCAUGACUGUCAGGACCACAGUGAUGAGGCUGACUGUGACUGUGGUCGUCCCUCCUUGGGGAAGAAGGUGGGUUCGUCUACAGGAUCGGAGCGUAUCGUGGGUGGAGAUAACUCUGUGGAGGGCGAGUGGCCCUGGCAGGUCAGCCUCCACUUCUCUGGUAACCUGUACUGCGGCGCUUCUGUCCUCUCCUCUGAUUGGCUCGUCUCAGCAGCACACUGCUUCAGUAAGGAAAGGCUGGCUGACCCACGUCACUGGAGCGCCCACCUCGGCAUGCUGACACAGGGCAGUGCCAAACACGUGGCGGAGAUCCAGCGGAUCGUGGUGCACGAGUAUUAUAACGCGUACACGUUCGACUAUGACAUCGCCCUGCUGCAGCUGAAGAAGCCCUGGCCUCCCUCCCUCAGCCCGCUGGUCCAGCCUGUGUGCCUGCCGCCCUCCUCCCACACUGUCACCGAGCGCCACCGCUGCUUGGUGACCGGGUGGGGGUACCGCUCUGAGGACGACAAAGUGCUGCCCUCGGUGCUGCAGAAAGCAGAGGUGUCCCUACUGAGCCAGACCGACUGUAAGAAGAGCUACGGACCCGUCUCUUCACGCAUGCUGUGUGCCGGGGUCCCCUCUGGAGAGAGGGACGCCUGCAGGGGGGAUUCAGGGGGUCCCCUGUCCUGUCAGGCACCGGGCGGGGGUCGCUGGUUCCUGAUUGGCAUCGUCAGCUGGGGGGCGGGCUGUGGCAGACCAAACCUGCCAGGGGUCUACACCAGGGUCAACAAGUUCACCUCUUGGAUCUACAGCCAUAUCAGCUGACAUGAUGAAACUCUGAUUCAUCCAGUGCCAGCACGUUUAAAUAUUCUAAACCGCUCACAUAAUAAAAGCAUCAUC
Sebastes umbrosus (honeycomb rockfish) is the source of this 3712-nucleotide messenger RNA. RefSeq names its product transmembrane serine protease 7 (gene tmprss7). The record is from RefSeq and is a predicted model, not a curated record. Gene Ontology annotation, molecular function: serine-type endopeptidase activity; protein binding. Gene Ontology annotation, biological process: proteolysis. The coding region runs from base 1253 to 3637 and encodes 794 amino acids. NCBI's taxonomy places the organism in Eukaryota, Metazoa, Chordata, Actinopteri, Perciformes, Sebastidae. The transcript has 17 exons.